This is a messenger RNA of Triticum dicoccoides, 684 nucleotides long. RefSeq lists its product as uncharacterized. The transcript has 6 exons. The record is from RefSeq and is a predicted model, not a curated record. NCBI's taxonomy places the organism in Eukaryota, Viridiplantae, Streptophyta, Magnoliopsida, Poales, Poaceae. The coding region runs from base 1 to 684 and encodes 227 amino acids.
AUGACUGCGGUGGACUUGGAGGAGAGGGAGAAGAUGGCCGCCGAUGAGAAGGAGGCCUUCUGCCAUGUAUCUAGGCGCCGGUCGUCCAGCUGGGCCUCUACGGAGAGGAGGUCCGACUCCACAACCGCGCGCCGGGAGAGGAGGACGGCCACCUUCUCCACAUCCGCUGCGGCCUUCACGCGCCGGGACGGGACGGGACGCCGCCAUGGACCUGCUUCUCUUCUCCGCCGAGCUCCGACCCUCACUUCCGCAGAUCAAGGAUCAAGUCUGCACGGAGUUGCAGCCUUGUCCAUCUCUGCAUCUGAUCCAUGCAGGCAGUUUGCUGCCAUCACCAAGGUAGGCACUACGGGUGUGAUCGAAGGGGUUCAAGGGCAUGCCCACCAAGGCGCUCAACAUUGCCAACAUCAAGCCACCUAUGUUUCCAAGCAGCAGGCAACCUCUAUCAACGAUCGGGACCCCAUGCCCAAGGUGACGAGGAGGACACCGUCGAGUCCGACCUCCACCUCGACCAUUACGACGCCUAGCAAGGUCAAUCCCUACUUUACAGGAGUUAUGUGGUAUUUAUUUGGCAUGAGGCAAGAUUUGAGGGGCAAACUCCUCGACCUGGUGGUUUCGGCGGUGGUUUCGGCACCGGUGCUCUUGCUCCCAACAUGGACAAAUCAAAGAGUGCUCGGCCUUCAAUAG